Molecule: messenger RNA, 5341 nt
Organism: Homalodisca vitripennis (glassy-winged sharpshooter)
Lineage: Eukaryota; Metazoa; Arthropoda; Insecta; Hemiptera; Cicadellidae
Product: BTB/POZ domain-containing protein 6-B-like
Exons: 6
Coding region: 299-1483 (394 amino acids)
Biological process (GO): neurogenesis
Cellular component (GO): cytosol; P-body
Molecular function (GO): protein binding
Source: RefSeq, a predicted model, not a curated record
AUUAUGGUAAAGCAGUUUGGUUGUAGGCUCGGUCAUUAAUUUUAACGUUAAUGGUUCAAAAGUUCAUUAUUCUUCACAUUUCUCAUUAUUUCAAGACUGUGAAUCACUCAGUAGGUAUAUUUUGGUAAUCAAAUUCCUUCCAUUGUUACUCGUUUCAUAAUUUCCUCCAAGAUUGGCGAAAUCUCUGGAUUGUUAUCUUACAUAAAUACAGUAUAUGCAGUGGAAGUAAGAACGUAAAGUGUUUGUACGCUAAAUAUCCUAAUUUAGACCGACUGUCUCAAAUCGAGAGAUUUAUAUAAUGGCUGAGGGAGGAGUUCCAGGUGAUUACAUUAUGGAAAGGCAGGAUCUACAUGAUGUGAUUUUCUUAGUUGGCUCUGAAAAGAAGGAAAAAAUAAGUACUGUAAAGCUAUUACUCGCAAAUUAUAGUCCAGUCUUCCGUGCAAUGUUGCUGGAGACUGAUAUGAGAGAAAAACAUUCUGAGGAAAAUAUUGAGAUCCCAAAUCAUGAACCAGACGUCUUCAAAAUGAUGUUGAGUUAUGUUUAUGGAGUGCAAGAUCUUAAGUUUUUAGAUGUUGACCAAGCCAUGAGGUUUCACUUACUGGUGGAUCAGUACCUCAUGACCAAACUGAAGACUUUAUCCUCAGCCUAUUUGAUGAAUGAGUGCAAAAAUAAUAUUCGUGAUUCCCUGAAGUGUGCAGUCAUUCUUGAUAUAAAGGAAAUGGAGCCUACAGCUACAGAGAUCCUGCAGUCAGACAUCAAGCACUUUCUGUCAACCAAUGAUUUUAAAUUACUGGAUAGAAAAAUUAUAGAGUUCAUUUUAAAACUAGAGCAUUUGGAUAUUGAAGAGAUUGAAUUGUGGUGGGCUUUGAUGUCGUGGGUUAAAUAUAAUUAUGAUGAAGAUACUCCAGGUACUACUGUGCGUGAAAAACUAGGAAAUAUGUUGAGUUAUGUUCGCUUCCUUGCAAUGUCUCAAAAAGAAUUUGCUGAAGAAGUAGUGAAAACUUCCAUUUUGACAGAUUAUGAAAUGAUUCAUAUGUUUGUUGCCCUAGCUUCAGGAAAACCUCAUGGACUUAAAUAUUUAAGUGCAGAAGGAAAGAGACAUCCAACAGUUUUUGUGUUAGAAUUUAAAGGAUAUACAACAGCGCAAUCAAGUUUUUCCACUUUUACUCAUACUAUCCUAGUUAAAAAUAGAAGGUUAAGGUUGAUAUCAGUCAAUCUGACCAGUGUAUUAUCUCAUUUCUAUGUUAAUUUAGAAAAGGAUAAUUCAAAAGUUUCAACAUUUGGUCCUUUCUCAAACUGUGCAAGCUUUACAUUGGAUAUCAUUCUUGAAGCCAAUCAGUCUUAUAAUCUGGUUUUCGAAACAAGGUCUUCCGGCUAUACAAUGUGUGCAUCAAAGUGUGAGCCUCAUUAUUCCUGUAAUUACUGCACUGUUCUGGUAAAUACAUCAUCGUGUAUUAAGAAUCUUACAUUUAUUGUUUCUUAAAAGUUCUAGACACAAAUUUGGUAAUGUCAUUUUGUUUUAAGUGCAGUUUGAUAAGAGCUGACAAACAUAUUAUUUGUAUACAGCUAAUAAACUGGUUUCAAUGUGUUUCUUUUUUAGUUUUGAGUAGAAUAAUACACCACCGUGGAGCUGGAUCCACCCAUUUAGAACAGUUUUUAGUUUGCGUACCAAAAUAACUGUGCUGUAACUGUGUUUCUAGAGAACAAUAUUUUUAUAAAGAAUAACACCACAAAUGGAUGUAAACAAGUGUUGAGUAGGUAGAAUUAGCUCCUCACUUAGCCCCAUACAUGCAACCUUGUGUUGGCACCUGAGUUCUUCUGAUCUGGUUUAAAUAAAUGGAGCUAGGCAUGGAGCAAUAACCACCCUCUCAACCCAUUGGAAACAAACCACCACCAAAGAACUUUGUUAAACUUAUGUUCUAGGAAUGUAACAUGUUUUAAAGCUGUGCAAACACAUUUAUCAAUGCCUAUAAAUAUGAUUUUCUAAUAUUAUAAUCAGAAACAACUAUUUUCAUCGUAUACACUUAGUGUACAUCAGUAGUGUAUCAUACAAAUAAAAAUGUAAUCAUACAAUCUUUAAACUAACAUAGUACAAGACUACUUUACUUUUAAUAUGUGUAUUAACAGUUCAGAUUUAUAACGUAAAUUUAAUAAAAUUAGCUAUUAAUAAGUUUUUCAUUUUAAUGAAACCUGUUGUUAAGUUUAUACAACUCAGAGAACGAGUACAAUGAAAGUUUAGACAGAUUUGAGUCUAGUUUUAUAUUACGUGUUAUUUUCCAGUGAUUAUAUUUUGUUAGGUAGCUCCUAACUGUUAGAAAAUCCUAUUCCAUGAUGAUGUAUGUAGGAAAUUGUAAAUUAUGCCAAACAACUGCUAUAUUAUUUCUAUUUUCUAAUAUUGUACAUGUGGUUCUAAUUCCAUAGGUUUGUACAGUGAGCUUGAUUUUUAACUGGCAGUAUUGUAUUAUAAAUGAAUGCUUUAUAAGGUUAUGAUUCCCAAAUGAAACAAAUGGGUUUUACAAAUCAUUCCAUGGUAAUUUUAAAAUAACACAAUUUUUUGCAACUUAUUUUUAAAAUUGAUUCUAAAUUUGUUACAAUGAGGAUCCAUAAAAUGAAACAAGUAUUGAAAUAUUGUAAAAGUAUGUUAAUAAAGAUGUCAUAUUUUAAUUAUCUGGUGCUUUAUAAAGCAGAGUCCACGUCUAUAUAAACUUGAAAUCUGACAGAAGAUGUCUCAAGUUCUGGAGUAUUUAAAUACAUGUUUCUGUUUUUAUUUUGAUUUAAUUUAUAAUUGAUUAUCCUAAGUAGUUGGUCAUCAUGAUCUGACAGUUUUGCAUUCUAACACUUAACUUUGAAUCAGUGAUAAGUUAUUAACUUAAAAUUAAUUAUAUUGUCUAUUGCUGCCUGGGUAUUGCUGUUGCUCCUAGUGGGGAAAUACAUUAAACCUUUCUCUGAUGGGCUUUUUUUAAUAUACCAGCCAAGAUUGUCAAGGUGGAAAUGGCUGCAAUGUCUUGCAUUUAUAAAAAAACUGUUUAUUGUUAUUUUUCAUUAGCUUUGUUUAAUGUUAUGUACUCAUAUUUAAAUGCUGUUUUACAUAAAAUAAUAAAAAGUUAAUGGGAACCAAAUUUUUAAUUAAAUAUGAAAUAAAGUAAAUAAGUCAACAGUCUCUGCAUUCUGCUUCCCAUGCACUAAGGACUUAAGAAGGAGGACACAUGACCAUGUGUCCCCCUACUUAACACACAUUGAUAUAUGUCUGAACGUCAAAAAAAGAAGGUAACUGAUUUUCAUUUACAUUAGAUAUUAUUUAUUCAGGUGUGUAAUUUUAACGAUAACAAUUUUAUAAUGUAAGCUAUGUUAGAAUGUUUUUGUAGAUUAUAUAGGAUUUUGAAGGAGUGUUGGUGUUGGUUGAUGUUUAUUGUUCAAUUGCUUGGAUGUUUGUGUUUUAACAUUUUUAACAGAGAUAUUGUAUGUGCACAUUGAAGAAAGUCCAUUUUUUGGGUGCAAUGUUUGUGAAUAUUGUUUUGCAUAGGUGUAUUUUAUCAUUAUAACCUCAUUUACGCCAUAUGAAUCAACAUCACAGUAAUCAUCUUCUAUGAAGUAGGUACUCAAAGGUAUAUAUAUCACUGUAUUAAAUUGAACUUUUGUUAAGUUCUCUUCAGUUCCAGGUGACCAGAUGUUGCACUGCUGGGAGAGGGGGGUAUCAGGACCUCUCCCCCCCAGGGGCAUUUUAUUUCAAAUAAUCGAUCACCUAAUAAUCUAUUUUUGACUAAAAAUAAAACUGAAGUUGGAACUUGUAAAUAGAUCAUAAUAUAAUAUUUAAAUUAAAUCUUUAUAGCUAUUCUAAUUUGCAAAAAAACACAGCACUGCACAUAUAAUAACUCAAGUUCGUUCAAAAAGCCAAAUAAUUUAAUUUUACUGCCAUGCAGCAACUACGAAAGUGAGAUUAGUUUUUACUAUUCCUUGUGAUUUCUUCCUAAACUAACUAAAUUGCAAUAUAACUCCCGUUAUUGUAGCUUUAUUAGUUAGUGUAUGCUCAACUUUCAAACUCAGAAAAAUUAUACAUUUUAAUCCUAGAUUCAAGAUUUAGCUUUUGGUCUUGAUUUGUGAAUUACCUUAGAUCAAUAUUAUGAUUAAAUUUUGUUUUAGGUAAAUACACUUCACAUAAACUGUGUAUGUUGCAGUAGAUUUUAAUUACUCCUGUAUAAGUUUCCUGGUGAUUGGUGGUAGAAUAGUCUUACUGUAAAUUUAAACAAUUCAAGCUGUUAUUUGCCUCUUUUUAUUAGUUGAAAACUACUGUAAAAUAACGAUUUUAGGGGUUAAUAUUUCAAAAAUGUUCAAGGGAGAGUCCCCGGACCCUUUACUGAUCUGGAGGAUUUGCCACACCAUCGAUUCCCCAGUGUUCUGGACGCCUCCCAGAGAUUUCUGGGUGCGUUACUUCAGUUGACCGAUCCUUCUCUUAAAACAAUGUUAACAAACUAUAUUUUAUUGCAAGUAGUCUUGACUUUGUCACAGUCAAUGGGCUAGUUAUAUUUUCAUGACUUUUUCUAGAUAUCUCUGAAUGGUUUUUUUGUUUUGUACUGUCCAGAAAAUUAAAUUAAAUCCUUGCCAUUCUUCCAGUUAUUAUCCAGCUCAUAUACCAACCUAUAAGUGGUUUGACAUCCCCUACAACCAGGAUCCGGAACUAAAGAAAACUCGUACAAAAGUACAGUUAAUGCAAUAUUAGUAAUUACAUAAUUAACUCCAAAUACUACACGUCUGUACAAUAUGAUUAUUCUGAUUGUGAUGGAUAUGCCAUAAAUGGAAACAUACAAGAGUGCAAUUAUAAAAAAUUUAUUUUCCUAUACACUGCACGAAAAGAAAGAACUUUCUUCCUCAGUUUGCAAAACAAAUAUCUCUGUUAAAAAAUACUAACACUUAAAAAAAUAUGUAAGAAGCUACAUCUCAGGCAUUCUUUAAAAAUAAUAUUUGUGAGCAUUGUGCUAAAAUCUAUCUGCACAGUUCUAUAAUAUAUCCUUUGGGAAGACUAGCUUUUACGUGGUAUUUUCAGAGGGCAAGGUUCUAUGUUGGUUCCUAGCUAUCAGUGGGGUUGAUGAUGCUUCAUAUCUAACAUGUAUGCAACUUAAAAUUAUGCUGAAAUAAACAGGACUAUGUUCACAGUGGUAAAUAAUACAAUUUUAUUAUAUAGUUCUUUGCCAAGCAGUAACACUAUUAUUUCACUAGGUAGGAAUAUUCUUAAAGCUAAUCAUACUUUCAAUCUGUUGUUGGGCAAAGUAUACAAUUAUUAUGGUAAGAUAUGUCAUUCACUGUAUGCCAUUUGUUAUGGCGAAUAAAUUGGUUAAUAACAAGA